This is a messenger RNA of Actinia tenebrosa (Australian red waratah sea anemone), 3400 nucleotides long. RefSeq names its product cation channel sperm-associated auxiliary subunit beta-like. NCBI's taxonomy places the organism in Eukaryota, Metazoa, Cnidaria, Anthozoa, Actiniaria, Actiniidae. Gene Ontology annotation, cellular component: cilium; CatSper complex. The record is from RefSeq and is a predicted model, not a curated record.
AUGCCAAGAACGUUGAGUUUUCUCUCAGUUUUUCUUUGCGUUAGAGCUUUAUUUGUUUGCUUAGCUGUUUUGUCAACUUUUCAAUGCUCUUUUUCUUCCUUUCUGCCGUACGAUUUUGGACACGAAGAUGUCGAGAGUGUUGUCUACACUUCGAAUUCAGAAGACAACGGAACUGAUUCAUUUGGACAACUUUACUUUCAAGGCUCUUCAAUGGUGAUUAUCUAUCAAGUAAGGUAUAGAUACAACGACACAAAAUACAAUAGGAACUCUUUGGUUAGGCGUUAUGCUUCUCAAGGCAUUAAACCAAACAUUAGAUUUUGGAAUCUUACGUGGAAUACCUCGUUUGAGCUGAAAGAACUCGUUGAAGAAGACACUGUUUACUGGAGGCGAAACAUUUCAAAACUUCAGAUAUCUCAAGAUACAAACUAUAUUUCAGGGUCCUGGAAGUACCUUGUAGAGCUAGGAAAGGGAUUGAACUUGUUUGAGAAAUCAGGAAGUCUGAUUCUCAAAGAUGAAGAACCGCUAUUGAAUCUGGAGUUUGGAGAUGAAAUAACGAACCCUAUUUUAUUUCAAUCUAAACCUAACGGUUUGAUAAUAAAGAGCUCUCCUUGCUCUUCUGGUGUUGCUGCCAUUGUUCCUGUCAUAAAUACAACCGAAGACGAGUAUUCAGGAUGUUAUUUCGGAGUAACAUACAACUACUUCAACCCGUCGUCUGUAUCGUGGCAUAAUUUGCUUCACCAGUCCUCCGCUAUACCAAAUGAGUAUUCCAUCUGUAAACAGAGCUCUUUUUCCAAGUGCGCCAACCUUUCCAUAAUAGACUUCACUCUGCUAAAGAACCACUUACUGUUUCUCACGACAAAUGGCAUAUUACUUUCAAAGAACUUCACUAAAGCUUUAAGAAAUGGACCUGGGACUAAGCUGAGUUUCACAUCCGUACAAUCAAUACACCCUGAUAUUGACGAAGCAAUAAGAAUGGGCAGCGUUAACAGAAGAGAGGACAUGAAGUUGUUUCACACACCGCAUUGUCACAGAUCUUAUGUAUCAGACCUUGAAGAGGUGUGCAUAGUUUACCGUAACAACACUUCCAAUUCCUCGCUCACUGUCUGUAGUUACGCACCCUUUGAAAGAUGGAGGACACUCGUUCUCGAAAGUGCACCCGAAAAACAUUAUCUGCUGGAUAUGGUUCAGGAUAUAGAUAGACAAUCUACUGUAGCCUUGAUAAAUGACAAGUCUCAGGAAGUCACCUUAUUGCAAGUUUACAAUGGAACGAAGCUUUCUUUUCCUGCUUUUAUCUUCGACAAGGGCGAGACCGCUGAAAGCUUAUAUUUCCAUGCAUAUACCAAGAUUAUCUAUGCCUAUGGAUCUCAGGUGUGGCAGUCAUUAGACGGUGGGAAUUCUUUCUAUAAAGUCACUUCACUGCACGACCAAGACAGGGUGACAUCAUUUUCAAUAGAUCUCUUUGGUAACACUUUUUGCGUGACUACAAGACUUGGAUCUAUUCUUAUUGGAAAAGCAGGUAUACAUAGAGCAAUUGUAGUCGAACGAUUAGGAAAUGGCUCACUUAGUCACCCAGUAUAUACUCAAGUCUUAGGUCAUGCAAAUACUGUUGUAGCAUUGAAACCACAAGUUGCUGGUGGGAACUUUUCACUAUCCCCAACUGCUUUUGAAAUCAAGCGUGAUAAUGAAAGUCAGCACACUUUACCUUUGUCACUGCUAGCAAGCUUCAGAGAUGAAACCCAAGUAGAGUUCUAUGUAAGCUCUGAGUGCGGCGACUGUUUUUCUUCUGGUCAAGUUAUUUACUCGAAAUAUGGUGGGUCAGCCAGGAUCGUUCGUGUGGAAAAAACAUCCAUUUUGAUGUCAAAUGUCUUCAAGCACAAGAUAGUUGGGCUGGUUACAAAAGCGUUUGCAGAGCCACCAAGGAAUAGAACUAAUUCACUAUUGCAAGUCAGAUGGUCUGGCUGGAAUGCAUCAUUGACAUUACUUAGCAGGAUGAAUACUGAUGACCGUUGGCAAGAAGACGACUUAGGGAAGACUGUGAUAUUACCAGAAGGGCAAAGUUUUAUAUUAAAACACUAUGUCAAUGAAACUACCUUCAUAGGGUUAACAUAUAUUCCUUGGAUGCGGAAUACACCUUGGGAGGAUACCUUUGAAGGCUGGACGUUGCAUGACUUCCGGGACCCCAUAUCAAGUAACAUUAGUUGGUGGGUAAAUGAAGACACUUGCAGGAGUGUCCUUCUCGAAAGAAGAAAUUUGGAUAUGCGACUUUUCCAUUUAGAUUCAAUGGACUCCUUGACAUUUACUGCAACUUCCAUAAGUAAGACCACGUCGAGGCAGCCCUUCGCAAGAGUCUUCAUAAGUAAUCCUCGAUUAUUUAUAUUAAAGUCGGUUGUUCAUACUUCCUUUCUAAACACAAGUCUUACAGCCUUAAUUUCUCAGAAGCCUUCAGCCAGAGGAACAUCAUCCUUAACUGUUCUACUUCAACAUUCGUCUCUUUUUUGUAAGAGCACCUCGUUUACCAUUUCCAUCCACAGUGGAUGUCCUCCUUCGAAGAAACUUCGUUACAUCUACCCGUCAACCUUCUCUGAUGCCUCCUUUCUGGACGCAAAGGCGAUCGAUUCUAAAGGUAUCCAGAGAAAUUUCAAGCUCCCAUUCAACUAUAGACCCCCAUCGGCUCGUGGAAAGGCUAUCCCAUUGACCGGUAACAUAUACAACGUAGAUCCCAAAAGACCCCAUUACAAGGAUGCAUACUCAGUUACAAGAGAAACAGUCCAAUAUAAACAAUGUCAAGGAGUAAAUGAACGCACAGCUUGUGGAUGUACCCUUGGAAUGAGAAGAUCUUCAUCAGAAAGAUACUCAGAUUGUAUCGAUACGGUAUAUAGGAUUCUGUUUACUGAAAAACUCAUGCCCAAGUUUACUGUCUCAAGAGAUGAGAGAGAAACUAUCAAACUCGAUUCACCCUACUACCUCAAGGAGUUGAAUAAUAGAAUUGAUUACGAAGCUUUGAAUCCCAGUACGAAAACUUUUCCAGGAAUACCUUACAUAAUUAUGGAGGAAAAAAUGAACAGCUCGGUGGAGUUUGUAGGGUCUGGCUUAUACCAUUUUAGAGCCCACGUUGUACAAGAUAACUACACUUUUUGUGAGCUAACUGAUGAGUUCUUGGUUUUUGUCGUUGACACGCCUUUACCUUACCCAGUUAAGGAUAUUGUCAUGGCUUGUACUGUUAUGGGAUUCUCGUCCAUGUUGUAUUUGAUUUAUUUGGUAUUCUUUCAUGGAAAAAAGAAGAUUAAAUAUGACUAAAGAAUCUUUCAGAGCCUUGGGACGUGCUUGUUUCCCCGUGUUAAAGCAAUUUGUUUUUACAAGCUUCGUAUUUGAUCUGAAAAAAGAACGCACUCUAAAUGAC